AAACCAGGUGCCCACUUACUUGUGAAAAAGGUAUUUGUUGGCAUCAUCAAAGAAAACCCUGAAGAAGAACAUCACAUAAGAGAUUCUUUAGAACAGUAUGGAAAAACUGAAGUGAUUGAAAUCAUGACUGACCAAGGCAGUGGCAAGAAAAGGGGCUUUGCCUUUGUAACCUUUGGCGACUGUGACUCCGUGGAUAAGACUGUCAUUCGGAAACACCAUACUAUCCAUGGCCAAGGCUGUGAAGUUAGGAAAGCCCUGUCUAAGCAAGAGUCGAAUGGGAGUGACAACUUUAGUCAUGGAGAAAACUUCAGUGGUCGUGGUGGCUUUGGUGGUGGAAGCUACAAUGAUUUUGGCAGUUACAACAAUCAGUCUUCAAAGUUUGGACCCAUGAAGGUAGGAAUCUCUGGAGGCAGAAGCUCUGGCCCCUGUGGUGGUGGCGGCCAAUACUUUGCCAAACCACGAAACCAAGGUGGCUGUGGUGGUUCCGGUAGCAGCAGUAGCUAUGGCAGUGGCAGGAGAUUUUAA
Molecule: messenger RNA, 525 nt
Organism: Saimiri boliviensis boliviensis (Bolivian squirrel monkey)
Lineage: Eukaryota; Metazoa; Chordata; Mammalia; Primates; Cebidae
Source: RefSeq, a predicted model, not a curated record